CAGACACACCUCCUCUUUCCCCCUCCAUCACACACACACACCCUCUCUCCCUCACUCAGACACGCACACACACACACAAAGACAUAAGGGACUGUGAGAGCAUCCCUCGGUGAAGCAGACAACAUGUAAGGCAGCAGGAAGGACGAGUGCUCGGCUCCGGCAGGCUCACAGCAGGUGCGGUAGGCUGAAGCUGCACCUCACGGAGGACAGGCUGCUGCUUCACCAUGUCCACUGCAUCCGAUCAACUCACUGGCAAAACGGCUGUGUUGAUCUUGAAUCACACUGAAUGGGGAGCAUUGAAGUUCCAUUAAGAUGACACGGACGCAUCCCCCUGAUAUACUGGCAUCAACUCUAUAUCGGGACAUUACUCUAAAUCCCAUCACUGACCACUCCAUUUCUCUCCGUUCCUUCCAGCAAUGUGACUUGAAGAUGAUUGACAAACCAGAAAUCAUCAACAAAAGACACUGUCGUAGCUUUGACUUCAUUGAGUCCCUAGACGACCCACAGUCCUUCCCUUCUUCAAUGGAGUACCCUUACAAGAGGGCUGAGCAUCAGACAUUAAACAAAGAUCUAAUGUGGAAUGGACUAGAUCAACCGGGGCACCUUCGCUUUUCGUCUCCUGAUCUGUUUAACACCAGGCAUUUCCAGCAGCACACCACCCAAGACAAAACCAGCCAUCUUACAUGGUCAGACUCUAAAAAUAGAAAAAGAUCUAAAAGUGCUCCCAGAAUUAAGUCCACCCUCACUCCUGUGCCCAUCUCAGUAUCUCCGCCAGGAGCCAGGAAGGGGAGAGAUGCACCUCAGACUGCAUCAGAUACUUUGAGGACUUCUGAGAUGCAUCGAGAGUCAUAUUCCUCUAACAGGGCUUUUUUGAAUGAGGUCCAUCCUAUCAAACUGCAGCCUCAUUCCCCCCUCUAUGUCUCUGAUUGUUUUGAAGAGGAUAAACCAGAUAAACCAGCCAUUACCCCUCAUGUCAGGUGCCGUGUGGAUAUUAAACCAGAUGCUGCUGUACUCCAGCACACAUCCAGGCUGGUUCCCAGUGUACGGACCGAGCAUCUUUGGCAGAGAUACUCACAGGCCAGUAGCAGUAGAGGUUUGUAUGUACCACGGCAGAUUGUCUCCUCACCAACGCCCAUUCCAAGCGAAUGCUACAGUGGAGAUUUUAGACAGGGAUACCACUACACCACCAGCAUGUCUCCCAUCUCUUACCAGCAUAUAGACAUGCACAGAAUGCCAUCACCAACAGCACCAUAUCUGAGUCAAGAACAAAGAGCUUACUCAAACCCGAACAUUCCUACAAAGUUUUUCUAUACAGAGGAUCCUGUUCGGUAUCCAGUUCAUCCCUAUUCUAGGGCAUACUUUCAGGAUGAUCGGUCCAGUCUAACCAGCCAUGGAAGUACAAUGACUAGUCAGUAUGAUCCAAGGACUCGAUGGGUGCACACCCUUCCAGUCAGGUCUUAUUACACAGACCACAUUUCCAACCGAGAGCCAGCAAACUCUGUAUAUAGUAGACCUUACUCUACAAGUGAGGCAGGGUCAUACUUUUCUCAAACUCCACUGUCCAGAUCCUACUACGGAGAGGACCACCGGUUCAAUCCAUACCAUCAAAGUAGCUCAAGGUUGUUUUAUUCUAAGCCAUUCAACUCUCCUGAGGAGCAAUACUUUCCAUCAAGGCCAUAUCACACAGAGGGUCGUCGGCGCCCUCGAAUGUCCCAGGCCUUUUCAGAUGACUGGUAUCGCUCAAGUAUAUCUGGUUACUCCAACCAGUCCUCUCAGCACACACCACCAAGAGUAAGGCAAGACCCUGGUAUACCCCCGUGGUUUACUAACAGCUGCAUGGAGACAAGUAGACUAGGAGCAGAGGUCAAAAACCACUCCAAGUCUUGGGACAAUAUUCUAUAUCCACGGCAUGACAGAGAGCAAUCAGUGCCUCGUGGACGAAGCUAUGAAAACCUAUUUUACCAAGCAAGGCAUGGAGCAUCCGCUGAUGUUACAUCUCAACCUGUUAUCCUUAACCUCUCAAGUUCACCAAGGCGCUACGCUGCCCUGUCACUCUCCGAAAACUCAUUAGAGAGGGGCUCAAGCAAUGCGUGGAGGAAUACCAAGAGCGGGCAGUGGUUUGUAACUCCGGAGAUCACCAUAACAGACAAUGACAUAUGUGCAGGCAACAGCAAAAGGCGUGAUGUGCACACUGUCAGCUGGGAUACACUGGACAAUGAAAAGACACCAUCUCCGAGAGUAAUGCAUCAGAAGCAGACAUCCAACACAGCAGACAUAACUAAAGACAGGAAACACAACAACUUCUCCCUUCAGCAGAGUCUGGAGCAACUGGACGAGCUAUUAGCUGACUUGGUUGUUGAUUACAAACCACCAACUAGCAGAAAGUCAAGUGAGGACAUUUUGGACCAGCUGAAACACCUGAUUAGUGAGGAUGAUGAAAAAGGCAGAGGGUCCUCUGGACUUGAAAACCUAGGAUGUUUGAACACUCAGCUCCCAUCCUCUAAAUCCAGCCCUGACACAAUCAAAGACCCUGAUAGUGGGUGUGAUGCAUUACAAAGGAGUGCAGAAGAAUGUUCUCCAGACCACAGCACAGAUGAAGAUGACACCAUGGUGUGUGCUAACAAGAAGUGCAAUCGGACUGAGAAUAUGUUCAACGCUUGCUUGUACUUCAAAUCAUGUCACAGUUGCUAUACCUUUUACUGCUCACGAAACUGUCGCAGGGAUGACUGGGAGAUCCACAAAGAGACCUGUCUGUAUGGCCGUGUGAGCAGUGUGUGUCGACACACACUCAAGUUCUGCAGAGAGAAUUCAGAGAUUCAUAAAGCCUUCUCUCGUGUUGCUAAAGCUGGCUACCUCUCCAGAGGGAGAGGCGUUCUCUUUCUGGGUUUUGCUAAUCCAGAGACAGCUGACAACUUCCUGCAAGUUGGGCUGGAGAGUCUCCUCAUGUCUCCCACAUACUUAUCUCUCAGAGAGCUGGAUGGCUUCAAGGACAACCUAGGUGAAUACUGCAAGGAACUGCAGCAUGCAGGUAACGAGUACGACCCCAAUGAAUGUUUCCUUCUGAAUGUAUCCAUAGCUGUUGGUGAACUGGUACCUAACCGACCGUCACCAAGGGUCCAAACGCCAACAGUUCGAAAAUAUGCAAAGGUGUCCUUGGCCUCUUCAAGCCCUGACAAAAAGGUACUCAGGAAGGAUAGUGAAAUGGAAACUCUCAUUCUCACUCCGCCUCCAGGCACACCAGACAUUGACAAGGAGGGGGAGGAAGGAAGAAAAGCCAGAGAGGUGUGCUUUGUCAAUAUCCAGCGUGAGCUCAGGAUCAGGGGAGUCUUUCUUCGUCACGAGUACCCCAAAAUCUAUAAUCAGCUGUGUGAGUUUGUGGAGAGCAACAAAAGGUUCACUCCAACUACUAUUUAUCCAAUUGAUAAGAGAACAGGGAAGCAGUUUAUGUGCAUGAUCAUGGCUGCAUCAGAGCCAAGAACACUGGACUGGGUGGGUACCCCACAUCUCUUGGAUGAUAUUAUAUAGAAAAGCACUAAAUAGUAAUAAUAAUGAUGUCAGCUACACUAGUGUACAUACUGUAAAUACAUGGUGGGAUUUAGCAAAUUGAAAAUUGAUAUGGAAAUGUGUGUGUGUAUAUCUGUGAUCAAUCUCUCUUUCUGUCUAUUCUCUUAUUUCUUUCUGUUGCCACACACAGACACACACACACAUACACUGAUACUCACACGUACAUAAUAUACACAGUUUGAAAAGUUGCCCUAUGUCGUUUUUGGCUUGUUUUGAACCUGUUGCACUCAGAAGAGUUAAUAGCCUGCAUGUAGACUAGGCACAAACUCAAUUAUCCAGGUGUUUAAGAUGUGAACAUGUAUGAUCUGUGCAGUUUCUGCAGACAAUGUAUGAAGCACACAAUAUUUAUGAAGUACACAUCUCAUUGCCUCCACAUAAUAAGGCACAGCAAGGUCUCAUAUUGUAACAGUCACCCACAAUUGUUUUCUCCAACAAAUAUAUCAAAAUUUUCUAUUAUACCUUGUUACAGUGGUUGUAAUAUUACAACUGUUUAUUAGUACUUAAGUAUUAUUUCCUAAGUAUACUGUAGUUGUGUGGGUAUUUUUUUGUUAAAUUAUUGCUACAUUAGUUAUUGUUUGAUAGACAAAAAAGUACAAUCAAACCACAUCUUUUGUUUUCCCACUUCAUUAAGAAUUUUGUUAGAACUUAUUUCAUCUCGUGAUAAGAUUUGAUGUCAUUCUCGUGUUCAUUGCUUUGUUUGAAAGUGGCCUUCAGUUGAGAAAAACAAUGCAUUUGACACAAAGCAAUGUAUAGAUUUAGCUAUUUCUAAAGGCUUAACAGGUCUUGACCUGGGUUUGAACUACCAUUGUAAAUGAACAAUUAUUUUGCUCAAAGCAUGUUAUUUAUAUUCAGGUAUUUUAAUAUUGAUAUUGCUUAUAAUUAAAUUUAUUAUGUUAAUGAGAGACCAUUUGAUGCUUAUGUAAGAGGUAUAUUAUAUAUUGAAUAUUAGAUCAUUUGAAACAUACAAACUAAUACCACAGUAUGUUCUUAAACAAUAUGCAAUAAAAGAGCAACCUUAACAUCUAUAUUGUAAAAUCCUAUUUUAUUAUCAAUAUUGAACAAUUGCUUGGAGCCAAGAGCUGCAAAGACUUUGUUUGCACUAAAUCAUAAAUUAUAAAAUAAGAAUGUUCCUAACAUAGCUGCAGCACUGAACCCAGAUAUGAUGAUAUGCCUGCUUCCAUUGUCACUGUUGACUAAUCUAAGGUUGCUCUUUUACUUGAUUAUAUAUCUUUGUGCAAGACCUUCCUCAACUUUCUAUUUUGUGAUGUU
Thunnus maccoyii (southern bluefin tuna) is the source of this 4833-nucleotide messenger RNA. Its product is annotated as un-named hu7912. NCBI's taxonomy places the organism in Eukaryota, Metazoa, Chordata, Actinopteri, Scombriformes, Scombridae. Gene Ontology annotation, cellular component: apical junction complex; plasma membrane. The record is from RefSeq and is a predicted model, not a curated record. Bases 313 to 3525 code for a protein of 1070 amino acids. The transcript is spliced from 2 exons. Gene Ontology annotation, biological process: cell-cell junction organization.